Molecule: messenger RNA, 1235 nt
Organism: Drosophila hydei
Lineage: Eukaryota; Metazoa; Arthropoda; Insecta; Diptera; Drosophilidae
Product: protein drumstick
Exons: 3
Coding region: 919-1164 (81 amino acids)
Biological process (GO): regulation of transcription by RNA polymerase II; embryo development; embryonic pattern specification
Cellular component (GO): nucleus
Molecular function (GO): DNA-binding transcription factor activity, RNA polymerase II-specific; RNA polymerase II transcription regulatory region sequence-specific DNA binding
Source: RefSeq, a predicted model, not a curated record
UUCAUUCAUUCAACUUUGUGCCGCGCAAGCGUGCGUAGUUCCUCAGUUCCUUCGCGUGUACCUACCAAGCAAAAAGCAAGAAGCAACAUAAAAUUAAAUAAAAUAAUUAUCAUAAUAAUAACGAUCUACUUUGUGAUUCCAUAUAUACACACAUAUAUAUACAUAAUAAGCCGUUGAGCUACGUGACUUUAAUUCAUUCGUUCCCUGACGCCAGUGGCCAAUCGUUGUCGUCGCGUUAAUUCCAGUGAUUAGCAGCAGCAGCUACCAACAUUUUGUCGCAUUUCCCAUUGGGUGUUUGCCUUAAAGUGCGCCAUAAACUAAAAGGCAACGGCAGCUGGAAACACGGCCCACCCAAUACGCCUACAACAACAACGAAGCUAGCACACGGAGAAAUCACAACAACGCCAACAGCCAACGAGCAGCGAGCGUGUGACAGUUGACAAAGAAAGAAGAAAAAAGCGAACUUAAAGAGGAAAAGAAAAGAAAAAGCAUUGCCACACAUACAGCAAAUAACUGUUAUCUGCCAUAGCAAUAGAGAUAGCGAUUACGCUUUGAGUACCGUUAACAGCGUCAAGCAUUGCGCUCAUUGCACACAGAGCAAAGCUCAAAGCUUUCCAAACGCAACCCCACUCAGCGCGAACACUGAGUGCAAGAGAUCGAGCACACAGAAAGACAGAGCGAGAGCGAGAGAGAGAGAGAGAGAGAGACACUGUGUGUGUGAGUGUGCGACAAAGAGAGACCGAGUGCCAGAGAGCAGACAGCAGAGAGUGAGUGUGUGUCGUCGGCAGCGACGCCAACUCAACGAAAAACUUCACCCACUGAUUGUGCGAGCACUGAGCGCGCGCGCGUCGCACGUAGGCAAAAACAAAAAGAGGAAAAAAAUCAACGAAAAGAGGGGAAAAUAUAUCGUCUGUCAAAAUGUUUGCUGUAAUGCGAAUCGACAACGAUGACUGCCGGUCGGAUUUCCGUCGCAAGAUGCGUCCAAAGUGUGAGUUCAUUUGCAAGUAUUGCCAGCGGCGUUUCACCAAGCCCUACAAUCUGAUGAUACACGAGCGCACGCACAAAUCCCCAGAGAUAACAUAUUCCUGUGAGGUCUGCGGCAAGUACUUCAAGCAACGUGAUAAUCUGCGUCAGCACAGAUGUAGUCAGUGUGUUUGGCGAUAAGCUAAAAUUAUCAUAAAUACAAUAUAUAUAAAAGAAAAAAAACAACAAUACACAGCAAUAUAAAAUAUAUA